This is a messenger RNA of Andrographis paniculata, 1007 nucleotides long. RefSeq lists its product as uncharacterized. The record is from RefSeq and is a predicted model, not a curated record. The transcript is spliced from 5 exons. Bases 137 to 826 code for a protein of 229 amino acids. NCBI's taxonomy places the organism in Eukaryota, Viridiplantae, Streptophyta, Magnoliopsida, Lamiales, Acanthaceae. Gene Ontology annotation, molecular function: S100 protein binding; ubiquitin protein ligase binding; tubulin binding.
GUAACUCUGGAAGCUUCUCGAGGGGUGACGAUACUGAAUAUCGGAGAUAAAUUUCCAAAUCGUUCGCAGGUUCGAUUCAACGAUAAUUUCAGGCAGUUGGAAGAAUUUUCAGUGAAAGAAAGAGAGAGAUAUUAGCAUGGCGAUCGGGGAAGAUGUGGCGCUGGACCUGGAAGAAUUAAGGCAGCUUCAAAGCAUCGCGAAGAGGCCUCGCGUUGUUUCUCUUAUUUCGUCCGAGAUUCGCAAUUUGGAAAAGUUGUCAAGUGAAGCUGCUUCUGCACCAUCUCUGGAAUCAUCGGCUCCAGUUUCAAGCGUUAAUAAGCCAACUCCAAUAUCAAGUGCACCAAAGACUGCACCCGAUCCAACGUUAAAUUAUUCUACCCUAAGUUCCUUCAGCUGGGACCAGGAUAACGAUCAAUUGAAGAUUUAUAUAUCAUUGGAGGGGGUUGAUCAAGAGAAGGUAGAAGCUGACUUCAAGCCUAUGUCCUUCGAUGUCAAAUUCCAUGAUGUUCAAGGAAAGAACUACCGGUGUGCUAUACCUAAGUUGAGCAAGGAGAUCUUACCCGAAAAAUGCAAGUUGAUUGUGAAGCCUAAAAGGGUGGUUGUAACCUUAGUCAAAGCUUCCAAGGGAAAUUGGUUGGAUUUACACUUCAAAGAAGAUAAGUUGAAGCCAAAUUUGGACAAAGAGAAGGAUCCAAUGGCUGGGAUUAUGGACCUAAUGAAGAAUAUGUACGAGGAAGGCGAUGAUGAGAUGAAGAAAACAAUUGCCAAGGCAUGGUCUGAUGCGCGAUCGGGCAAAGCAGCUGAGCCCAUGAAAGGUUUUCGCUGAAGGUUAAGUUAAGUAGUCUGUCUCCCCUUGCUACACAACAGUCUAGCUGGAUUAUGUGUUUGGUUAUGUAUUCUUGGCGUUCUUCCCCUGAGGAGGAGUGUUUCAUGUCUGAUUUAAGUUUAUUUACUACCAGCCUUGUAUUUUGUGACUUUUGUCUCCGGGGAUAAAUAUUUUGGUUUAA